CGUCCCUGCUGCUGCUGACGUUGGUGCUGUCUAAUCUGACGAUGGCGUCUAAGGAUCAGUCACUUCUGGACCUAACAGACAAGGAAACCCGAGAGAAACUSUCUUUGUGGGACCGCCGCACGGAUGCCAUGGCUCCCCUGACGGAGAAGCAGAUGGACUCUGUUCUAGAGAUCCGAACAGCAGCUGAAACGCUCUCUGUUCCCUCAGAGUUACCCAUUGAAGACUUAUGCAGCCUGUCAUCUCGGUCCUUGCAGUCUCCAUUCACAGCAACCGUGCCUGCCUCAAUAGAGGACAUCCUGCUCAAAGGUUUUCAAAUUCUAGAUAUGGAAAAUGAUAGGAUAGAAACGGCACAACAGUUUUUUGCCUGUUUUGCAAAGUUACAGUCACACAUGGAUCUGGAUGAAAGCACAAAGUACAGGAGAACCAGAGAUGAUUUAAACUGCUACCAGGAACAAUGUGAUGCCAUUCUGAAAGAUGUCAGUGUAGCUCUCGAGCACUUGGAUUCUCUUCAGAAGCAGUACCUGUUUGUGUCCAAUAAGACUGGUGCCCUACACGAGGCUUGUGAACAGCUCCUCAAAGAACAAUCAGAACUUGUUGACCUUGCAGAGAGCAUUCAGCAGAAACUAUCAUAUUUUAAUGAACUAGAAAACAUAAACACGAAAUUAAAUUCUCCAACUUUAUCUGUAAAUAGUGAAGGUUUUAUACCAAUGUUGUCCAAAUUGGAUGACUGCAUAGAAUAUGUUUCCUCACAUCCUAAUUUUAAGGAUUAUCCAGUUUAUUUGUCCAAAUUUAAACAAUGUCUCUCUAAAGCUAUGCACUUCAUGAAGGUCUACAUUGUAAACACUAUGCAAUCUCUCACCAACCAGUUAACAAAAAGGGAUCCAAUGGGCUUGACAAAUGCAGAUAAUGCCUUUACACUUUAUUAUGUUAAGUUUAGAGCGGCUGCACCCAAAGUUAGAUCACUGAUUGAACAGAUAGAGCAGCGGACGAAGACGAUUCCCGAAUACCAGCACCUCUUAGAUGAAAUCCAUCAGUGCUAUCUUGACCAGAGAGAGCAGCUCCUCAGUCCCUGCAUUACAUCCACCAUUACUGACUUAACCAAGCAAAACAGCAAAGACCACUGUGCGCUGGUUCGCAGUGGCUGUGCCUUUAUGGUCCAUGUGUGUCAGGAUGAACACCAGCUGUACAAUGAGUUCUUCUCCAAACCAACACCUAAACUAGAUGAGCUUCUGGAGAAGCUGUGCUUGUCGCUGUACGAUGUUCUUCGACCUCUGAUUAUCCACAUCAUCCACCUUGAAACCCUGUCUGAGCUCUGCAGCAUCCUAAAGACUGAGAUGCUGGAAGACCAUGUACAUAACAAUGCUGCUCAGCUGGGCGCCUUUGAUGCUGUAGUGAAGCAGAUGCUGGAGGAUGUCCAGGAGAGGCUGGUCUACAGGACUCACAUUUACAUUCAGACUGAUAUCAUGGGUUACAACCCAGCUCCAGGUGAUCUGGCCUACCCUGAAAAACUGGAAAUGAUGGAGAGAAUUGCUCAGAGUUUGAAGGAAGAACAGAUGAAGCAGAAGUCACAAGAGUUUUCAGACGUACAGCUUGAAGAUGCUGAUGAGAGAAGAAACAGCAAUGCCAGCAGCGUAGAAGCAUCUCGUCUUCACACAUCUGUGUCUCCUGCCGAUCUGCACGGCAUGUGGUACCCAACUGUCAGGCGAACAUUGGUUUGUCUGUCUAAGCUCUACAGAUGCAUAGAUAAAGCAGUGUUCCAGGGUUUAUCUCAAGAAGCCUUAUCUGCCUGCAUCCAGUCGCUGCUUAAAGCUUCUGAUAUAAUCCUUAAAAACAAGACACAAAUAGACGGGCAACUUUUCCUGAUCAAGCACCUGCUGAUAAUGCGUGAACAGAUUGCCCCAUUUCAUACUGAUUUUGCCAUCAAGGAAAUCUCACUGGACCUGAAAAAAACACGAGAUGCUGCCUUCAAAAUCCUGAACCCUAAGGCUGUUCCCAAAUUCUUCCGACUCAAUAGUCACAAUGCCAUCCUUGAAUUCCUGUUGGAGGGAACACCAGAGAUAAAGGAGCACUACAUUGACUCAAAGAAAGAUGUGGACCGACACCUGAAGUUCAGCUGUGAGCAGUUUAUCCAGCAGCAGACUCAGAUCUUUGUGGGGAACCUUGAGGAGUUUCUCACCAAGGUUGCAGCUCUUAAAACCAUGGCAGUGCAAGGUGGUCCCACGUACAGCCUGUCUCAGCAACCUUGGGCUCAGCCAGCCAAGAUCAACGAUAUAGUGAUGGCCACCUACAGGGUGAUGAAGAGCAAGCUGCCCAGCACUUUACAGAGCAUGUCCUUGUACUUGGCCAAUAGAGACACAGAGUUCAUCCUUUUCAAGCCUGUCCGGAAUAACAUCCAGCAGGUAUUCCAAAGACUGCACGGCUUGCUUCAGGAGGAAUACAGUGGAGAAGACCUUCAAAUCAUCGCAUGUCCAUCUAUGGAGCAGAUUAACCUGCUGCUGUCUGUGAAUAAGUAAUGUUGGCUGAAUGGAUGCUGGUGAAGACGCACUCCGGAGCAACGUGAAGCCGUAGCUUCAGCCAUGACCCGGAGCCAUAACGCAGCAAGAAGACCAGAUAAAUCUGCACCUGUGCUGCCUGCAGGGCCAGGAGUGCGGGCUGGACAUUAAAAACAAAUCUUGCUCAAGUCCAAAGGUUUUGAUUUCGAUAGAGGUUUGGGUGCUCGGAACAGCGGGAGGAGUAACCUUUUGGGUACUGAGCGGCUCAUUUUGUUUAGCAAAAAAUAUAAAGGUGGUGGUGGGUUGCUUUUGGCUUUCCUACCACCAUUUUUCUUUUCUUUUUUUGUGGGGAGGGAAAACCUAAAAAACAUUCUGUUCUUCUAUGAAAAUGGAAUGAAAAAUCAUUAGAUUCACAAAUCGACAUGUUAAACGGCUGCUCAUCAGGCAGGAAGUUAGUAGCCAGUAAGUUCAGUUAUAGGCCUAAAUUUCCUUCCCAGGUUAGGAAUGAUGGCAUAAAGAAAAUGCUGCAAAAGGCUCAAUUACGUAUAUUUUGAACAUGUCAGAGUCUUUGUGACCCAUUCAGUGUGACUCAGUGAUGACCUGAGCUACAGGUGACUCAGGUCCAACAGGUUUUUUUCAUCUACARGUUUUCUUUAAACUGUUUCAUCCCCCAGGAUUUAGUUUUUCUGUUACACAUUUGUCAUAUUGAAAUGUUUUGUUUUAUAAUCUUUMUUUUAUAACUAGAUUGAUUAAAUUUAGUAUACAUUUGUUCUAACAUAAUAGAUGGUGGGAGUUUUGCUCUGUAGAAGAUAAAUGAAUGUCUCAGAGUAACAGAGUAUCUAAAGUACCAGAUUGUUAUCAGUGUAUAAUGUGCUUCAGUGCGUCCCAUGUGAAAUAUUGUGUAGAGGUCUUCUAUUUAUGGACAUUCUAAUUAAAAAGAGGUUAAUAAUGUUAUUUGGCUUUAUUUCUAAAAAGCACUUAGUUGUURAAUUCAAAUUCAAGAGACGCCGCGGCCCUAAAUGAGACAAUCCUCCUGAAGGACAUCGUCAGCUUUGGGGGGUCUUCUUGGCAGUGUGCUGCUGUUCCACUGGCAGCCGCCGUCUUUCCAUCUGUGAGAUGAGACUGGGCUGGAGCUUGACCUUCUGAGGACCGGCGGCCUUUUGAUAGGUGACGAGGGACUGGAUGUUCUGAAGCAGUACAUUKAUCUCUUCGCUUUUCUGGCUCAGAUACCUCUGAAGCAAGUCGGGCACUGGCAUCAUUAGAUCUUUGCUUUCAUUCAGCUGCRGGACCGAAGAAAUGCAAAGCAGAAAAAAAGAGGGAUGAUUUGGUCCGAGUCUGAAGCUGUUGCUUCACAGAAAUAAUACUAAAGGUCACAGCAAUGUACUUUGAGUUUAGCUUCUUUGCAGCGCUGUAUGCUGCCUUUAUCAGAGGUGAAAGUGAUGCAAAUGACCUAUUUGAUACGGAUGUUGACGGGGCUCAAGAGUCAAGCUGAGUGGCUGGCAUGGUGGAGUGUGGACAUGUUUAUUGUCCAGGCAGCUCCAGUGUUUCUUUAAAGCUCCUGUCUCAUUGCAGCAGAUGCCUCCCCAUGAAGUGAGAUUAACCCUAAUUAAGAGUAGUGAAUAAUAAGGCCCCUGAAGUAUUUUUUAAAGUGGAAUGUUUGAUUCCUGCCUAUUUUGUUGAUUUUGCACUAAUGAAGCAUGGGAAAUAUGACAAAUGAAUAAACGAAACUUACC
Messenger RNA from Austrofundulus limnaeus, 4225 nucleotides. It is a transcript of the gene cog3, whose product is annotated as component of oligomeric golgi complex 3. Gene Ontology annotation, cellular component: membrane; COG complex; cis-Golgi network. Lineage: Eukaryota; Metazoa; Chordata; Actinopteri; Cyprinodontiformes; Rivulidae. Gene Ontology annotation, biological process: intra-Golgi vesicle-mediated transport; Golgi organization; intracellular protein transport. The record is from RefSeq and is a predicted model, not a curated record. The transcript has 23 exons. Bases 42 to 2513 code for a protein of 823 amino acids.